Messenger RNA from Cavia porcellus (domestic guinea pig), 4029 nucleotides. It is a transcript of the gene Mtmr6, whose product is annotated as myotubularin related protein 6. The record is from RefSeq and is a predicted model, not a curated record. Lineage: Eukaryota; Metazoa; Chordata; Mammalia; Rodentia; Caviidae. Gene Ontology annotation, molecular function: phosphatidylinositol-3-phosphate phosphatase activity; phosphatidylinositol-3,5-bisphosphate phosphatase activity. The coding region runs from base 158 to 2134 and encodes 658 amino acids. The transcript has 15 exons. Gene Ontology annotation, cellular component: membrane; cytoplasm; nuclear envelope. Gene Ontology annotation, biological process: phosphatidylinositol dephosphorylation.
CGCUCGCCUCCAGCGCAGGCGCAGUAGACGCCACCGGGAAGGGCUGGCCCCACGGAGGCGCUGGCCGGUGGAGGGAGUACUCGCCCAUUUUGGGCUGCCGUCGCCUCCCGGUUUCUCUCGCUCCAUGGUACCUGUGAGGUCGUCUGUCGUCUGAGGGAUGGAGCACAUCCGAACGACCAAGGUUGAACAAGUAAAAUUACUUGACCGGUUUGGCACCAGCAACAAGGCGUUAACAGGAACACUGUACCUUACGGCCACACAUCUGUUAUUUAUAGACUCUCAUCAGAAAGAGACCUGGAUACUGCACCACCAUAUUGCCUCAGUAGAGAAACUUCCUUUGACCACUUCUGGAUGCCCUCUCUUGAUUCAGUGCAAGAACUUCAGGACUGUUCAUUUCAUUGUUCCCAGAGAAAGAGAUUGUCAUGAUAUUUAUAACUCUCUGCUGCAGCUGUCGAAACAAGCAAAAUAUGAAGAUCUCUAUGCGUUCUCAUAUAAUCCCAAACAAAAUGAUUCAGAGCGGCUCCAAGGUUGGCAGCUCAUUGACCUUGCUGAGGAAUAUAAGAGAAUGGGAGUGCCAAAUUCAAACUGGCAGUUGUCUGAUGCCAACCGAGAUUACAAGAUUUGUGAAACUUAUCCUAGAGAACUUUAUGUUCCCUGGAUAGCAAGCAAUAUAAUUGUUGGCAGUUCCAAGUUUCGGAGCAAGGGAAGAUUCCCAGUUCUUUGUUACUAUCAUCAAGAAAAGGAGGCUGCCAUUUGUCGAUGUAGUCAGCCACUGUCAGGAUUCAGUGCCAGAUGCGUGGAGGAUGAGAAUUUGCUUCAAGCCAUCAGUAAAGCCAAUCCAGCCAAUUGCUCCAUGUAUGUUGUAGACACCAGGCCCAAACAUCGAAUGCAGAGCUGGUGGGCUACACAAAAGGACAUUGGCAGAAUUAUAGUGAGGAUUUCUUCAAAAAUCUGGAAUGAUGAGAAAAUAAGAGAAAGCGAUGAGAAAAAGCGAUUGAAUGCUAUGGCUAACAGAGCAGCAGGAAAAGGUUAUGAAAAUGAAGAUAACUAUUCUAAUAUUAGAUUUCAGUUUGUUGGAAUAGAAAAUAUUCAUGUUAUGAGGUCCAGCCUUCAGAAAUUAUUGGAAGUCAAUGGUACUAAGGGGCUUUGUGUUAACGAUUUCUACUCUGGUUUGGAGAGUUCAGGAUGGCUUCGCCACAUCAAAGCUGUGAUGGAUGCUGCGAUCUUCCUAGCCAGGGCAGUAACGGUUGAGAGUGCAAGUGUACUGGUGCAUUGUUCUGAUGGGUGGGAUAGGACCUCCCAGGUUUGUUCCCUCGGUUCGCUUUUGCUGGAUUCGUACUACAGGACAGUCAAAGGAUUCAUGGUUUUAAUAGAAAAAGAUUGGAUCUCAUUUGGACAUAAGUUUUCAGAGAGGUGUGGCCAUUUGGAUGGUGACCCAAAAGAAGUCUCACCAGUAUUUACCCAGUUCUUGGAAUGUGUGUGGCAUUUAAUGGAGCAGUUUCCACAAGCCUUUGAAUUCAGUGAAGCGUUUCUUCUUCAGAUCCACGAACAUGUUCAUUCAUGCCAAUUUGGAAACUUCCUUGGAAACUGUGAGAAGGAAAGAGAAGAACUUAAGUUGAAGGAGAAGACUUACUCCCUGUGGUCAUUUCUGUUGGAUGAUCAAAAGAAGUACUUGAAUCCUCUCUACAGUCCCAAAGCUGAAAGGUUUACAGUUUUGGAGCCAAAUACGGUAUCUUUCAAUUUUAAGUUUUGGAGAAACAUGUACCACCAGUUUGAUCGAACAUUGCACCCUCGGCAGUCAGUAUUCAAUAUAAUCAUGCAUAUGAAUGAGCAAAAUAAACAGUUAGAGGAAGACAUUAAGGACCUGGAAUCUAAAAUUAAACAGCACAAAAAUAAGCAAACAGAAGACGGUCUUACCAAGGAAUUGUUGAAUUCUGUUCAUCCAGAAUCACCUGCCCGCAAAGCCUCCCUGUGUCUUAAAGAGCAGACUUUGCUACCCCUGAAUGACACGCUCCGAACCAUAGAGGGCAGCAACCCUACAGAUAAUCGCUACAGCGACUAUGCGGAAGAGUUUUCCAAAGCGGAGCCUGCAGUGGUCAGCUUGGAGUGCGGCGUAGCGAGGAUGACUUGUUAGACUCCGAGUGUUCUCCGGACUGGACUGUUGUGCAGAAGUAAUUGUGAGGAUGGUUUGUGCCAUUGACCAAAAAGAACUUGUCUAAUGGUAGCCUUGGGUUUAACAGUAGGUGAGUAGUUGAAAAGCGGGUAAUAAAUACUCUUGUGAGAGAAAAAAGUCGGGUUAAUUACAUUUCUGGACAGAAAUGACAUCAAUUCUGUAGGAAAUGACUGGUAUUUGGUAAAUUUACUCCAAAAACACUUUGCACUGUACACUAGUGAAUUAACAUUUGUAUGUGACUUAUGUUAAUUACAGCCAAACAUACACAGCUUUCUUUAAUAGCAAGAAAGCAAACCUUGACAGACAAGAUGAUCCCUUAAUUGACAUGGCAUGUACUUUGAAUUAUGUGACUGAGUAACUAUGAAUAUUCACAUAUUUUUGCCUUUUAGUGAUGUUGAAUAUUGAAGUGCCAUGAAAAAUAUUUCCAAGAGAGCCUUAAAAGAAACUGUUUAUCUUUACUCUUAAAUUUUAUAUCAUAGAACAGAAUGCUUUGUUUGCUUCUCCUCGGCCAGCCUUGUUCCGUUGGUGAAGCAUUGCGCGCCCUGCGCUGUAGGAGUCGCAUGCCCCAGUGCUCCUGUGCAGGUGGUCGCAGAAGGACUCAGGGUAGCUCCUGCUUAGCUGGCUGCUGUCCACCUCAGAAGUAGUGUGGCUGAAGGUUUCAUUCUGACUAUGAUUUGUUUAGUGCUACACGCGAUGAUUUAUUAUUACAGAUCAGAUUGUUCUAUGUAUAAGCACAUUUGACUGUUUUACAUAUGGAUUAUAGCAUUCUAUUGAUUCUUUCUUUGUGGUUGGUUUUAAGCCUUUAACAACUAUGUAAGUUUAAAGAGCUAAACACUAAAACUGUAAGUAGAAACAACGAAUAAAUAGUGCACUCAUUUUUUCCCUCUGCCUUAUCUCUUAAAGAAAUGCUAUUCCCAGAAUAUUUAUCUUUCAUUGCACCCAAAAACUUUUGGGUGAAAUAAAAAGGGAUGUGUAGAUAGUUUAGGUUUUGCUUGGUUGCAUGAAUUUUAAAGCAGUGCUUUCUAUAUGGAACAUACAUUUCUUCUCUUAAAUAUAGAAGAAAUACAGGAAAACUAAGGAGAGCCUAGUUAAUGUUUAACGAAAGCAUCUUGAAGGCUGGGUCAUUGUGUUAUAUUAACUGUUUACUCUUGUGUGCUAGCACAUAUCUUUAAAAAACAAAAUGUCAACUGUAUUUGGCAGUGUUACCCAAAUGACUUUAAAAUUGGAAGCGUAAGUAACAUGGUGGCUCGAGGUACAAUUCCAGGGUACUAGGAAGUUCACCUAGGAUCCCUGUGUGUCUUUAUUACACCUCUGUCUCUUAUACUAGAUGUGAACAUACACAUCUUUUUCAAAUGAAAAAUGCUUUAUUGUAAGAGAGUUUAUCUGAUCCUGUUUAUUUUUCCAGUGCAUUUCUGUAAUACCUUAUAUAAUAAGAGAAGUCUGUCUUUUUUAAACAAUAAGGAAAAUCUACCAUAAAAUAUUGUGUGGGAUUAGCCAGUCCUGUUUCCCUAUUUAAAGCCCUGGGAAAGGGAACGUAAUGUCUGUGGCCACAAGGGUAAGCCUUUGUACCUUGGUUCUAAGCAGAUUGUAGAUUUGCAAUUGUUCAUGUCACUCUUCUACAUUCAGCCUUUGGUUUAUCAUCAUAAUCUUCCACUUUAGACGCAUAAAUGUAUUUAUGUACUUGCAUGUGGACUGAGAAAUCAGACAACAUCCUGAGUGACCUGUGGGGCGUAUGUCAGCAAAAAGUGGAUUGUGUUUGUCUGAUAAAAUGGAAUUCAUGUUCAUCGUGUUUGGCAAUGUAUAGCAUGUAAGUUAUUUCAUGUAUUAUUUAAAGGUAAUUAAAUGUUCCUAUUUUA